Messenger RNA from Talaromyces atroroseus, 801 nucleotides. RefSeq lists its product as hypothetical. The transcript has a single exon. The coding region runs from base 1 to 801 and encodes 266 amino acids. Gene Ontology annotation, biological process: proteolysis. Lineage: Eukaryota; Fungi; Ascomycota; Eurotiomycetes; Eurotiales; Trichocomaceae. Gene Ontology annotation, molecular function: glutamic-type endopeptidase activity. The record is from RefSeq and is a predicted model, not a curated record.
AUGGGUAUCUCCCUCAAGACAGUUAUCUCCCUGCUCCUCGCAGGCGCCGCGGUAGCUACCUCGAAAUCUCGACCACUUGCAUCUCGAUACCGUAGCCAGGCCAAAGCUGCCUCCGUCGAAAGUUUCAAAGAAGAUGCCACUGGAGAGACUUCAGGCACUUUCUACUUCCCCAGCUGGGCCGGUGCCUACUUGAAUACCUCCGACGUCACGAGCGCUACCGGCACCUUCACUGUCCCGACCAUAUCUGUACCCCCGGGCGGUGAUUCUUCUACCAAUUACUGCGGAUGUGCCUGGGUUGGAAUUGACGGUGUCACAAACCUCUGCGACGGUGCUCUGAUGCAGGCUGGUGUCGACUGGUGCAUUCAAGACGGUGUUGCAAGCUACUCGGCCUGGUAUGAGUGGUGGCCCGCCGAGGCGCAACAAUUCUGGGAUGAUGUUACUGUUUCUGCCGGUGAUGUGAUUACUGUGUCUGUUACUGCUUCCAGCACCACUGGUGGCAGCACUACUCUCGAGAAUACGUCUAAUGGCCAAAGCGCCUCUUACACCUGGUCCGGAGAGUCACCAGAUCUCUGUGAAGUGACUGCUGAGUGGAUUGUCGAAGACUUCACUAUUGGCGAUGGCAUGGUCGCCUUUGCGGACUAUGGCUCCGUCACUUUCACCGGCAACAGCGCUGUUGUUGGUGGUACUACUGUUGGCCUUGACGGUGCUUACAUUGCUGAGAUGGUCUCUACUACUGACGGCUCUGAUGUUAUCAGCGAAAGCACCAUUUCUGGUAACGAUAUCACUGUUACCUACCAGUGA